Molecule: messenger RNA, 4935 nt
Organism: Acanthopagrus latus (yellowfin seabream)
Lineage: Eukaryota; Metazoa; Chordata; Actinopteri; Spariformes; Sparidae
Gene: acin1b
Product: apoptotic chromatin condensation inducer 1b
Exons: 17
Coding region: 41-3733 (1230 amino acids)
Molecular function (GO): nucleic acid binding
Source: RefSeq, a predicted model, not a curated record
GCGACGCUUGUUGGGAGUUUAGACAAGCGGAGGGAGCAAAAUGGCGGACGAAGAUAUUACGCUUGAUGGGAAACCUCUACAAUCGCUCCGGGUCGCGGAUUUAAAAGCCGCCCUGGAGCAGAGAAACCUCUCGAAGAGCGGGCAGAAGAACACGCUCGUCAAGCGGCUGAAAGGGGCUCUGAUGCUGGAAAAUCUUCAGAAGUCGUCGUCCUCCCACAGUGGGCUGCAGCCCAACUCACAGAUGGGUGAGGAGAUGAGCCAGAAUAGCUUCAUAAAACAGUACCUGGCCAAACAGCAGGAGCUCCUUCGCCAGAGGCUGGAGAGAGAAGCCCAGCAAGAUGACGAGGCAGACGAAAGCCCAGCGUUGCCAGAGGAGGAUGACGACCACUCGGAUGACAACGACAGCUCUCCGUACGUCCCUGACAAGAACCGCUCCAUGCUCUCUCAACCCUCAAUGACCAGGGUGGAGCAGGGAGGGGGAGAUUCAUUGAUGGCUCACAGGAUGAUGGCACGCGGUCCUGACAUGGGCCCAGGUCCUAACCUGCACCCUCAGGAGUCACUUGAGGCCCCAGGAGCUAGGAUGCAGCGAGCCACCUUUCAUCAAGGACAUAAGGAGCCACCGGCACCCUCUCCUCCCCGCGCUGUAGCCUCCCUGUCAGUGCGUGUCCUGGGCCAGCCGGACCGCCAGGGCCUGCCCCCUGCCGUACCACGAGCCCAGGAGAAGGAGGGCACCGCACCGAGCGAACCUGGAUCAGCUCAUCCUGUGCUCCACCUGAGCCGAUCCGCUGGGGGCUCUGCAGGAGGUCACGUCCACGAAGAGAAUGACGAAGACGACAGCGGCGAUGAUGAAAGCGAGGAUGACGACGACUGGGGACCUGGUCCUGGCGGGGCACGGAGGGGCAACAGAGCGCCUCCCCAGUCACAGCAGAUGCCCCCUAGUGUCCCAUCAACAGUUGCAAGAUCCAAACGCAAGCUUCAACCUCCACAGCACAUCCCACCACCACAGGCACACCACACCCCGAUGCAACUGCGCCACCCCACUCCUCCUCCCUCUCCACCUCCUGAUCUGUUCCCCCUGCCUGACACUCCCAAGCAGAGCCCCCCAGAUGACCGGGAGGGAGAGGGCCCUGAGGCUGCACGUGGUCCGAGGGCGGCACCUUUCCAAGCUCCCAAUGUGCAGCGUCAAGACUCUGAUUCAAGCUCUCGUUCCAGCAGUCCGGAGCCUCCUGUGAAGCGCAGGCCAGGGCCCCUGUCUCUGCUCGUACACAAGAUGGAGUCAGAGGGGGCCUUCCAUGCGGUGGAGGCCACAUCAGCUAUAGAUAUGUCAGGAGAGAAGGCACACUCCUCCACUGGGCCUGCCAGUUCCGCUGAAUCUCCACUGCAGAAAUUAGAGAAAAAGAGGCUUCAGGAGAACCGAGAGAUGGAGGAAGAGAAGCGACUGAAGGAGGAGAAGGAGAGAGAACAACACCAGGAGCAGGAGAGGCAAAGAAGGAGGCUACAAGAGCAGGAGAGAGAGAAGAAACGCUUGGAAGAAGAGAAGGAGAAGGAGAGGAAACGGCUGGAAGAGGAGGAGGCGCUGCGUCAGAAGGAGGAGCGAGAAAAAGAAAGAAAACGUCAGGAAGAGGAACGGGAAAAGGAGCGAAAGCGCCAGGACGGGGAGAAGAGGAGAGCGGAGAAUCUGCAAAAGGAGAAGUACAAGGAAGAGGAGAAAGCCAGCAAAGGCAGAGUGGUUGUGACUGAGGCCCAAGAUUCAGAUUCCUCAUCGGACUCUGACUCCAAAUCAGACUCCUCUUCACGCUCAUCACGGUCCUCCUCUUCCUCCCAGGAUAAAACUCGCCCUGCCAGGCAGCUGAAGAAGUCUGACCAAGGACAGGAAGCAGAGGAUGAGAAAAAGACUAACCUGAGUAUGGGGGCAGAGAAACGAUACCUCUCAAAAAGGGAGGUGUCGGAGCCCAGCGCAGCCGCCGUGACCGAGGUGGAACCGGAAUCGGAGAGCUCCAUGGCCCAGCAGCCGCCCUCCGGGGCCGAGCCAGAGAACAGCGAGGGCCGCCUGGAGGAGAGCACCACUCCUAAGGCUUUUGCUGCUCGCAAGAUAUCCCUGACCAGCAGUAAGACGUCGCCAGCCACCACAGAUGGAGGCGCGGGAGACGCCGAGACAGCGACCGCAGCAGGGAGGAAGAGGCGAUGGGGCUCCAGCACGUCAGUCACUGCUAAGAAGCCAUCCAUCAGCAUCACCACCGACUCACUGAAGUCUUUGAUCCCGGACAUCAAAGUGAACCAGGAGGCGGUGGUGGAGCUGCACCCAGAGGAGCUGCAGCUGUCUGGGGACGAGGAGAGCCUGGACGCCGCUAGGGACGACCAGGACAAAGGCCUCAAGAUCCGGCGCACUGUCACGCAGAUUGUCCCAGGUGACGGCCAGGAAAAUGGACAGACAAAUGAAGAGGAAGAGGCGGAGAAACCAGAGAAAGAUAAACAGCGCAGGACUUCCAGAGACAAGAGGAAGAACAGCGUCUCCGAGGAAGCCUCAGAAACGCAGACAUCUGUCAACCUCGAUGGAGAGGCAAAGAAAGUUACCCCCAGCGACAGCGUGGUGCGUCGCUCCAUAAGCCAACAGAAGUCCGGCGUGUCCGUCACCAUCGACGACCCCGUCCGCACGACCAGGCAGCCCUCGCCACCACAUGGAAAAAUCUCAAAUAUCAUCCACGUGACCAACCUGGUACGACCCUUCACACUGGGCCAACUCAAGGAGCUGCUGAACAGGACGGGCAGCAUAGUGGAAGACGGCUUCUGGAUCGACAAGAUCAAGUCUCACUGCUUCGUCACGUACGCCACUGCAGAGGAAGCAGUCGCCACCAGAGCUGCCCUUCACCGGGUCAAAUGGCCCAUGAGCAACCCCAAGGUCCUCACCGUCGACUUCUGUGAGCAGGAUGAGCUCGACUUCCACAAAGGCGUCCUGAAGCCAGAAAACGAGAAGGACCAUGUCGCCCAGCCAGUCGUUCCUCAGAACCGGCUGCCCCCUCUGAUGCCCGAGCGAGACCGGGACAGGGAAAGGGGCCGCGACAGAGACAAGGACAGGGAGCGCGACGGGGACCGGGAAAGGGACCGAGGCGUGGUCGGAGUGCGGGACCUGUGGGCGGAGCGCGAGAGGGAGAUGCAGCGCAGAGAGCGAGCCCGCGGCGAGCGGGAGUGGGACCGGGAUAAGGUCCAGGAAUUCGCCCGACCGGGAGAGGAUGGACGACGAUCGCGAUCCCGAGACAGGGAGAGGAGGAGGAGGGAGAGGGGCAAGAGCAAGGAGAGGAAGACCGAUAAGAAGGAGAAAGGCGACGAGCCUCCAGCCAAACUGCUCGACGACUUGUUCCUCAAGACCAAAGCAGCUCCAUGUAUAUACUGGCUUCCCCACACUGAGGAGCAGGCUGCGCAGAGGCUUUUGGACCGCACAGAGCGGCAAAAGGAGCGCGAGCGGCGACACAAGGAGCAGCAAGAGGAGGAGGAGAAGAAGCGCGAGGAGGAGAAGAAAGAGAGGCUCAAGGGUCGAGAGAAGGAAGGCGGCUCGGUGGCGAGCGGCGCGGCAGCCGGCCGAGGAGCCGACGGGGAUCGAGAGAGGGACCGCGGCCGGGACAGAGAGGGGGACAGGAAGAGGGACAGCGGCCACGGGCCCAGACGACCCUCCGCCAGCGCCAGCGGGGGACGCCGCUCUCGUAGCCGGAGCAACCAGAGGGACAGACGCCGCUGAGGGCCGAGUGGCUGCGGGGAAAGCUGAAGAGAGAGACGGGGUAGAGGACGCCGCAGACACGAAGUCUUGGGAGGGAGUGUUCCCACUUCUGGAGAUGAAUUUCUCUUUCCUCCAGUUCAGGACUGGUGUCUGCUCCUCGCUACCUGCCCCACCGUGCUUUAAUACGUCCACUUUGACGCCAGCGUUGUCUUCCACACACUUCUGCCAUUUCCCCCACAUCUCGUCCACGUCAAUUAACACAGAUAAAUGUUUAUUACAUGUUUUACUAGUAAAACUAUGGUGCAUCUAGCUCCGCCCCCACCUCCCCUCCUCACUCUUUGGUUCUCUCUCUGUCUUCCAGAUGCAAAAAUUCAGUCCUGUCCCUCCUCUUCUCCGUGUAGUGCUGUUAAUUCUCUCUGUUGAAGAAAAGAAGCAGAGAAGGGUGGUGUUUUUUUUUUUGGGCUCGCCUCAGCAUUUUGUCCCUCUGAGGUUUAGGAGCCCGCCUCUUUAUUUUAGUUCUGCGGGUGCACAGUUCCUUCCGCCUCAGAGCCCUGUAAUAAAACCAGUCCAAAAUAGAUCCCUGACCUACACAUAUUUUCUAGGAUCAGUUCUAGUGUUCCUCUCUUCAGCACAGAGAUUUUUUCUUUUCUUUUUUAUAUAUCCACGACUAAAUUUACCCAACGUCUUUGUCAAAGUGAGGAAAGCUGUUCUGUUUUUUGAAGUUUUAAUGAAUCCUGUUAAUUUUUUCCAGCCUUGGAUGGUUGUUGUGUGCUUACAGCAGGGGGAUGUUUUUGUGUGAGUUCAUCUCCCACAAAGAUACAACUGGUACUGAAGUCUCAACACUGUAGCCUAGAAAAAUGUGUGCGAUAAGAGGAGACGUUAUCUUACGUGUUGUGGUGAUGAUGGAGAAGCGCAAACGCUUGAGUUCGUCUUCUCCGGAAGACCGAAGCUCUCGUCGAGUGGAGGUUUACUCUGUAAUCAUCUCGGGAAGCCGACGUUCCCUGCACUGGUGUCCAUUUGGAAAUCACUCCUCUGACCCUCCAAUCAUAAAUGUGUAAGGAGAUAACAAAUGGGUUUACCUUAUAAUAGAGAAAUAGUUACAAUUUUAAUAUCUUUAAUCUUAUGUUUUUAGUUAAGCGGUUAUUUUGUUUCGUUUUCCUCCUCAUGCAAGUGCUGAAUGUACCGAGAAUUUAAAAAAAAACAAAUAAAUUUAAAAUUGAUAA